Messenger RNA from Pseudoliparis swirei, 2050 nucleotides. RefSeq names its product pre-miRNA 5'-monophosphate methyltransferase. The transcript is spliced from 3 exons. Gene Ontology annotation, biological process: miRNA metabolic process; negative regulation of pre-miRNA processing. NCBI's taxonomy places the organism in Eukaryota, Metazoa, Chordata, Actinopteri, Perciformes, Liparidae. Gene Ontology annotation, molecular function: O-methyltransferase activity; RNA methyltransferase activity. Gene Ontology annotation, cellular component: cytoplasm. The record is from RefSeq and is a predicted model, not a curated record. The coding region runs from base 245 to 1123 and encodes 292 amino acids.
ACUUUCGCCACGUCAUGAACUGGUGGUGCUAUGGUUAUUUUAUUGACUAUCUAACUUUGCAGUUACUACCUAUAGAAACAAACAUCUAUAAACAAUUUCCGACGUCGACCACAAGUUAUAUCAAACAUACUGGAGAUAUCCAACCAUAAUGUAGCUCUCCAUUCAUUAAUCUAUUCAAAUCGAGCUACAACGGACCAGGAACGUAGUGGCCCCUCUUCGACUGCAGACCCCGGUUUCCACCCGGAUGUAUUUUGGAGUCGCACCCCUUACGAUGGCAACAUGCUCGCCCAGUAGCGUAGCUGACGGAGGAAUAAAUGACCCAGGAGCCGCUCCCUACGGCAACUUCAUGAACUAUUACACCUUCAAUCCUCCGGAAAACCGCCUGAGCCUGAUCCCCUCGACAUUACUCCAGGAUUUAGGCCACGGCGGCGGCCUCCAGACCACCCUGCUCCUGGACGUCGGGUGUAACUCUGGGGAACUGAGCGUCGCCUUCUACAAGCAUCUGGUUCCGGCGCCUGCGAGCCGAGAGGAGUCGGACGAGAGCAGAGUCCAUCUGCUGGGCUUGGACCUGGACGAGACCCUCGUCCAGAGGGCUCAGCAGAACAACCCUCUGCCCGGCAACAUCUCCUUCAUCCCCCUGGACAUCACCAAAGGCGCCGACCGGCUCCGGGAGUACCUCGACCGGCACGGCGCCUCCCGCUUCCACCUGUGUCUGUGCCUGGCCGUCACCAUGUGGGUCCACCUGAACCACGGGGACUCCGGCCUGCUCCGGCUGCUCUCUGGCCUGGCCUCCGUCAGCCAGCACCUCCUGCUGGAGGCGCAGCCCUGGAAGUGCUACCGCUCCGCAGCCCGGCGGCUGAGGAAGCUGGGCCGCUCCGACUUUGACCACUUCAAGAGCCUGAAGGUCCGGGGGGACGUCGCCGAGCACGCCAGGGAGCACCUGGAGAGAAACUGCGGCAUGGAGCUCGUCCAGAGCUUCGGCAGCACCACGUGGGACCGCAAGCUGCUCCUUUUCAGAAGGAGUUUGUUUUUUCUUCAGGUGUAUCAUUCGAAUGUUAAAAAAGAUAACCAGCUGUACAACCCGUUUCGCCAUCAACGUGCAGAACUACAAAUCAAAACUUGAGCACAAUCCGUUAAUUUUCAUCAUUUUAAUUACAGAAUACUAAAAAUAACAUUACAUAAAAUGUCUUUUUAAAAGAAACCAUUGAAUAUUACAAAGGUUGUAAAUUUUGUAAAGUUAGGAUAUAAAAUCUGAACAGUGGUGCAUAAUUGAAAAGAAAAAUAAUUUUCAUAAAAUGUAUAUAUUAACUGUUCUACUACAUAAAAAAUGAGAUGGACACAAAUCGCAGACGAGAUGAGUAGACACCGCCAUUACCGCAGUGAGCUCUCCUUUCCAGGGAAGAAAGACUUGAGAUGCACAGCACACGCCACAAUCAGCUUAAGUUCUCAACUUGUGUCUAUGUUCAACAAAAAAGGGAAAAAAAGAGAGGGGGGGGGGGUUACCAUUUACAACAGGAGAGCACAAACGAGCUCGAGAGAGAGAGCGACUACAAAAAGUGACUUGGUGACUGCUCCCAAUAUUCACACAUCUCGAUGGGUUGAAAACCCGACUAAAACUGGCCGUGGUUCCGUAAACAAACCGUUUCCCACAGGCCGAAGCUGUACAAAAAGAGUUGCAAAAAUGUCGAUAAAUACCUCGUCUUUAAAUUCAUCCCGUCAAGACGGGGAAAUAAAUGAUCGGGGACGCCUUUCGGUCUCGUCUCGCAGCCAUUCCUAUGUCCUACUGUACAACUGGUCAGUCAGAUCCACUGAGAGCUACCAUGGUCACAUAAUUCAACAUCGAGAGGUCGACCGGAAGGAAUCGGGAACAGACUGUACACAAGAGGAGGGAUGGGGGGGGGACACACACACAUGCAUAAUCCAACAGUGUGCUUGCUUUCUUCCUCCUCUCUCUGAGAUCGACGUCACGUCACCUCGAGCCCUUGUUCGGAUGCUUUUGGAGCCGACCGAAGAGUCGCCCGAUGUUCCUCGACAUGAACGCCACACCGGC